Molecule: messenger RNA, 1929 nt
Organism: Funneliformis mosseae
Lineage: Eukaryota; Fungi; Glomeromycota; Glomeromycetes; Glomerales; Glomeraceae
Source: the annotation of a GenBank genome assembly
AUGAGAAGCGUUCCAAAAGAGUUAACAUUGCGAGAUCAUCAGAUCGAGGCGAUUGUGACGAUGCUCAACCUUAACACCAAACCAGAAGUUGCAGUUGUACCAGCAUCAUCGGAGAAUACGGCAAUUCCUUUAGCAAAUAAUGAACCGGUAUGGAAGGUUUUGAUAUUUGACGAAUUUGGUCGGGAUAUCAUUUCUUCUGUCCUUAAAGUUAACGAUUUACGCGAGAACGGUGUAACUGUUCACAUGUUGUUAAGAAGUGAAAGACAACCUAUCUCAGAUGUUCCUGCGAUUUAUUUUGUCGAGCCGACAUCGGAAAAUAUACAAAGAAUUAGUGAGGAUUUGGCCAAAAACCUAUACGAAUCCUAUUAUAUUAAUUUUUUGACAGCUAUUUCACGACCUUUACUUGAAGAGUUAGCGGCUACCACAAUAUCAAAUAACACAUCAAAUUUGAUCUCGCAAGUCUACGAUCAAUACCUAAAUUUUAUUGUCUGUGAACCGAACCUUUUUUCUUUAAAUCAGCCAAACAUUUAUUAUUCGUUAAAUGAUCCAACCACCGCGGAAACAGCUAUAGAGCGAGCAAUUGACCGCACGGUUAGUUCUUUAUUCUCCAUGUUAGUCACCAUGGGAGUCAUACCAAUUAUUCGUUGUCCGAGAGGAAAUGCUGCAGAAAUGAUUUCACAAAAGCUUGAUAGUCGAUUACGAGAUCAUGCAUUAAAUUCACGAAACAAUCUAUUUUCGGAAAGCUCAACAUCCCUAAAUUUUCAAAGGCCUGUACUGAUAAUUCUUGAUAGAAAUAUUGAUCUUGUUCCAAUGUUGAGCCAUUCUUGGACCUAUCAAGCAUUGAUUCAUGAUGUCUUGGACAUGCAUUUGAAUAGAAUUACCAUUGAAACAGAUGAAAUGGGACGAAAUAUAAAUAGAAGUUACGAUUUGAAUAGCGAAGAUUUCUUCUGGGCAAAGAAUGCAUCAAGUCCAUUUCCACAAGUGGCUGAAGAUAUUGACGUGGAACUCAAUCGUUAUAAGAAUGAUGCUGCUGAAAUUACUAAACUUAGUGGAGUAAACUCAUUGGAUGAUAUGGAUCAAGUUAAUUUUUCUCAAAAUACUCAACAUUUAAAGUCAGCCAUCACAGCUUUACCAGAGCUUACAGCACGAAAACAAACAUUGGAUAUGCAUAUGAAUAUCGCAACAUCUUUAUUAAAAGGGAUUAAAGAACGUCAACUUGAUACGUUCUUUCAAAUGGAAGAGUCUAUAACUAGACAAAAUAAAUUAGCGGUGUUGGAAGCUAUUAGAGAUCCCGAGAAAAAGUCUCCAGAGGACAAACUAAGAUUUUUUAUAAUUUAUUAUUUAUCGGUUGAAGAAGUUCCUAAGGAUGAUAUGGCUGAAUAUGAGGAUGCAUUGAGUUCUGCCGGUUGUAACUUAGAUGCAUUGAAUUAUGUUAAAAAAGUACGUGAAAUCACUAGGAUGACAAUGAUGACAACUAUGACUCCUCAAAGCUCUGGUUUUGGACAAUCUAGUCAACUUUUCCAAGGAUUUAGUUCUAUAGGAAAUAAGCUUUCGGAUCGAUUGAAAGAAGGAGGCUUUGACAAUUUAUUAUCUGGUGUCAAAAAUUUCUUACCUACUCGUAAAGAUUUAACUCUUACGAAAAUUGUAGAAUCUAUUAUGGAACCGUCUGCAAUUGGAGCAAAUGAGACAGAAGAUUAUUUAUAUUUCGACCCAAAGAUGGCAAGAAGCUCUAGCGUAAAUAAACAAAAUAGAAAUAGACAUUCUUUCCAGGAAGGAAUGGUGUUUGUAGUUGGCGGUGGGAACUACAUUGAAUAUCAAAAUUUACAGGAAUAUGCACAGCGACAGGCUAUCAAGAAAAAAAUUAUUUAUGGUUCUACGCAACUUUUGAAUCCUCAUGCAUUUUUACAAGAACUUGCUAAACUUACUUAA